Anolis carolinensis (green anole) is the source of this 4820-nucleotide messenger RNA. It is a transcript of the gene rab11fip3, whose product is annotated as RAB11 family interacting protein 3. Gene Ontology annotation, molecular function: calcium ion binding. The record is from RefSeq and is a predicted model, not a curated record. The transcript is spliced from 16 exons. Bases 481 to 3126 code for a protein of 881 amino acids. Gene Ontology annotation, cellular component: endocytic vesicle; recycling endosome membrane; cleavage furrow. Lineage: Eukaryota; Metazoa; Chordata; Lepidosauria; Squamata; Anolidae. Gene Ontology annotation, biological process: regulation of cytokinesis; endocytic recycling.
AGCUCUGCCUUGAAGCAAGGCCCAGAGGAAGACUUGGAGGCCCAGGAGACAAGUGUCCACCAUCAGCAGGAGGACUCUUUGGUUGUGGAUUGGAGGCUGAGCUCAGCCUUGAAGCAAGGCCCAGAGGAAGACUUGGAGGGCCAGGAGACAAGUGUCCACCAUCAGCAGGAGGACUCUUUGGUUGUGGAUUGGAGGCUGAGCUCAGCCUUGAAGCAAGGCCCAGAAGAAGACUUGGAGGCCCAGGAGACAAGUGUCCACCAUCAGCAGGAGGACUCUUUGGUUGUGGAUUGGAGGCUGAACUCAGCCUUGAAGCAAGGCCCAGAGGAAGACUUAGAGACCCAGGAGACAAGUGUCCACCAUCAGCAGGAGGACUCUUUGGUUGUGGAUUGGAGGCUGAGCUCCAUUUUGGAGAAGAAAGAACAAGAGAAAGACUUGGAGGCCCAGGAGACAAGUGUCCACCAUCAGCAGGACUCUUUGGUUAUGGAUUGGAGGCUGAACUCAGCCUUGAAGCAAGGCCCAGAGGAAAACUUGGAGGCCCAGGAGACAAGUGUCCAGUAUCAGGAGGACUCUUUGGCUCUGGAUUGGAGGCUGAGCUCAACCUUGAAGCAAAGGAUGGAGAAGAAAGAACAAGAGGAAGGCUCAGAGGCCCAAGAAGCAAGUAUUGAACAUCAACAGGAAGACCUGCACCCCUUUUUGGGUGUGAAUUGGAGGCUGAGCUCAGCCUUGAAGCCAAUGCCUGGAGAAGAAGGUGAGGAAGGCCUGGAGAGCCAGGAGCCAGGUGUUGAGCAUCAGGAGUUAGACCUCUUGGCUGUGGAUUGGGAGGCCCAGGACCCAGGUGUUGAGCAUCAGCAGAAGGAGCUGCAACCCUCCUUGGCUGUGGAUUGGAGGCUAAGCUCAGCCUUGAAGGAAAGACUGGAGGAGGAAGCCUUGGAGGUCCACCAUCAGCAAAUGGACUCCUUGGCUGUGGAUAGGAAGUUGGGCCCGGCCUUGAAGGAAGAGGAGGACGAGGAGCUGCGGGUGGUGGCCUCCUCCUUCAGCUUGGUGGAUGCUCAGGGUUUGCAACCAGGUGGAGGAGGCCUUGAGGAGGACGUGGAGGAGCAGGACGUGAGCCGGGAAGCCACGGAGCGGCGGAGGCGGAGGGGCCGGCGGCGGCGAAAGAGCCCACAACCGGGCUCCGGGGUGGACCUCUUCCCUGAAGACCCUGGCCUUGACUUUGGCCGGGAUGAGGGCCAGGCUUCUCCUUCUCCGGAGGAGGCUCCUUGGCUGCGGUCCGUCUUCGAGGCCCUGGACCGGGAUGGAGAUGGUUUCGUCCGCAUCGAGGAGUUUGUUCAAUUUGCCACCGUCUAUGGAGCAGAGCAGGUGAAAGACCUGACCAGGUUUUUGGACCCUGCUGGCCUUGGUGUGAUCAGCUUUGAAGACUUCUAUCGAGGCAUCUCUGCCAUCAGAAGUGGAGCGGAUCCUGACAACCCGCUCUGCGCCAUGGGCUACAAUGCCCACGAAGAGGCACCUUCGGCCUGUCCGGACGAGUUUGACGACUUCGUGGCAUUUGAGGCCAAUGAGGUGACCGACAGUGCGUACAUGGGCUCGGAGAGCACUUACAGCGAGUGCGAGACCUUCACGGAUGAGGACACUGGGACCUUGGUUCACCACGAGAUGCACGACGAGAUCGAAACGGACAGCGCCAUCGACUCCGCGGUGCACUCGGAGUUCACGGACCCCAUUGAGGAACCCGAGAACAGAUCUCCCUCCCACAGCUUAUCCUUGACCUCCGACGUCAACAGCCACUCCAUCGUCACCGUCAUUACCGGUGAGGAGCACUUUGAGGACUAUGGGGAAGGGAACGAGGUGGACCUCUUCUCCGAGAGCCUGUGCAAUGGAGAAAGCGGCUUCAGCAGCUCGUCCUUCCUUUCUCCCAGCACCAACCCACUUGCCGCGAAACUGCACAGCAUUAUCACUGACGAGGCGUUUGAGUUUUACUGUACGCAGUGCCACAAGCACAUCAACCGCCUCGACGAUCUCUCUGCCCGCCUGAGCGAUCUUGAAAUGAAUAGGGUCACUUCACACAACAUGCAGGGCAAAGAUGUCUUGCUGCCCGCCAUGCCUUCGGCCAGAGAGCUGUAUCCGAAUAAGAGGCUCUCGAGCAAGAAGAUAGCAAGGCACCUGCACCAGACCGGGAGCCUUGUGGUCGAUGCCAUGGAGGAGCCUUUCCAGAACAACACCCAGUGCCUGGAGGAGGAUAUCACCGACAAGGUGAUCUUCCUGGAGAAGAGGGUGACGGAGCUGGAAAAGGACACGGCUGCAAACGGGGAGCAGCACAGCCGCCUGAAGCAGGAAAACCUUCAGCUGGUGCACAGAGCAAACGCCUUGGAGGAGCAGUUGAAAGAGCAGGAGCUGAAAUCGGAUGAAGUCCUCAUGGAAGAAGUCCGGAAGCAGAGGGAGCUUCUCUGCAAAAUGGAGCGGGAGAAGAGCAUCGAGAUCGAGAACCUGCAAGCCCGAUUGCAACAGCUGGAUGAUGAGAACAGCGAACUGCGCUCCUGUGUUCCUUGCCUAAAAGCCAAUAUUGAGAGAUUGGAGGAGGAAAAGCGCAAGUUAUUGGAUGAAAUAGAAGAUCUCACCGUGCAGCUGAAUGAGGAGCAAGAGAACAAGAGGAAGCUGGGAGACAAGCUGAACCAAGAGAGACACCAGUUUCAGAAGGAGAAAGAAUCCACACAGGAGCUAAUUGAAGACCUUAGGAAACAGCUGGAACACUUGCAGCUCUUCAAGCUGGAGGCCGAGCAGCGAAGGGGCAGGAGCAGCAGCAUCGGCCUCCAGGAAUACAACAGCCGGACGCGGGAAACGGAGCUCGAGCAGGAGAUCAGGCGGCUCAAGCAGGACAACCGAACCCUGAAGGACCAGAACGAUGAGCUGAACGGGCAGAUCAUCAACCUCAGCAUUCAAGGCGCCAAGAACCUCUUCUCUGCGUCCUUCUCCGAGUCUCUGGCUGCAGAAAUCAGCUCAGUUUCCCGCGAUGAGCUAAUGGAGGCCAUUCAGAAACAAGAGGAGAUCAAUUACCGACUCCAAGACUACAUUGACAGGAUCAUCGUGGCGAUCAUGGAAACCAACCCGUCGAUCCUGGAAGUCAAGUAGGAUCCUCAGAGCCGUGGGCUUGCAGUCCUGAUGGCGCCUGUCUGUCAAUGAUGGAUUUGCUGCUCUGGGAAGAGAACACUGGCAAAAAAAAAUCCUUGCUCGGAAGCAAGAAGCCUCACAUCGGGACGGGAUGGGUGACGAAUCCUGGUGGAUUUGGGGAAAGAAAAGACCCGCCUCUUUUCCCUCCUGUGACUGAUGGGGGUGAGGCUGGGAUUGGCGGAAGGGAACCUCGAGCAGAGGAAGCGGCCGCCAAAGAAGAUGGAAAUGGGGCGGGAGCGACGAACAUAAACGCACACCACAUCACCCUGCGGACGGACACGGCGCUACAACUUGAAACUCCGUUCCCAUAACCUCACAACCCUUUCGACUUGCAACGGGUAGAGGAAUGAAGCAGUCGCGGUGGGAUGAGAAAGGGAACGGAGGCCCCGGACGCCUUGCCUUGCCCAUUCAUCUCAUCCUGAGAGUCCACCAAGAGCUGAACUUGGCGACACGUUCCUCCGUAGCAUUGUAGAGGUUCUCCAACAUGAAGCGUGGCUUCUCCUUACGUGGCCACAUGAAGCGUGGCAGUGACUUCUUGCAUAUCCAAAAUCCUUGGCGUUUCUCUCUCUCGUUUCCUUCGGAGCCGAAAAGCAUUUUUAAGGGUCUCCCACAGGUAUCUUACGGGGUUUGCUGCCUUAAAAGGACAAGACUUGACGUGCCGACCGUCAAAACAAAAUUGUGGGGAGGUGAAAAGUGCAGGGAACGGGACCCUUGGUGCCAUCUGGUUGACGGCGGAGUGGCCGCUGACGGGUGGCCCUUCGAGGCACGUAACAUGCGGGAUGGGGGGAUGCUAAGCCGAUAAUAAUGUAGGCCUGAUUCUCCCCAAUUCCUCCCCUCGACGAUGAAAACCACGCAAUUCCUCCGUCACGACACCCCUCCUUCUUUUUGUAACGUCUUUCCGUUGCCUAUCUUUUUGGUCACUUUGGAGCAGGAACAACAACUGGAACGACAAGGGUGAGGAGGAGAGAUCCAGGUGAAAGGCGGAAACGAUAUUCCCAAUUUCUACUCUCGACGACGAAAACCACGCAAUUCCUCCGUCACGGCACACCUUUUUCUAUUCAUAACGUCUUUCCGUUGUUUAUCUUUUUGGUCACUUUGGAGCAGGAACAACAACUGGAACAACAAGGGUGAGGAGGAGAGAAGCCAGAUGAAAGGCGGAAGAGAUAUUCCCAAUUCCUCCCCUCGACGACGAAACCACGUAAUUCCGCUAUCACCUUUUUCUAUUCGUAACGUCUUUCCGUUGCUUAUCUUUUUGGUCACUUUGGAGCAGGAACAACAACUGGAACGACAAGGGUGAGGAGGAGAGAAGCCAGGUGAAAGGCGGAAGCGAUAUUCCCAAUUCCCUCGACAACUAAAACCACGUAAUUCCUCUGUCACGGCACACCUUUUUCUAUUCAUAACGUCUUUCCGUUGCUAAUCUUUUUGGUCACUUUGGAGCAGGAACAACAACUGGAACAACAAGGGUGAGGAGGAGAGAUCCAGACGAAAGUCGGAAGCGAUAUUCCCAGCUCCUGAUACAACCAUGUUGGACACGUCAAAAAAACAUUUGGUUCACUGCGGAUGAAGUAGGCGAUAUCCGUUCCUCGCUCUGGCUCUAUAUUUAUGACGGUUUUUGCAUAUCUUGGGGAGAAAUUAAAGAGUUGUGUUGGAUCUUA